UGGGGGACGGGGGGGUCCCGGUCUGGGGCUCCUGGGCUGGUUGGGGGACCGGGGAGGGGUCCCCGUCCCAGGGGGUCGUGGUCUCGUGAAGUCCCGGGGCGGCACGGGGGUCCCGGGGGUCUCGCUCGCGGUGCCGGUUCGGGGUCCGGGCGGGGCGGGAGGUGCGGGGCUUCCCCGUCCGCCCAUCCGUCCGUCCGUCCGUCCGUCCGUCCGUCCCCGGGGGCGGCUGUCGCGGCUGCUAAAUGCGUUUCAUUAACGGCGGCGGGGCCGGGGCUGCUCCCCCCGCUCCCCCGGGACCCCCGGCCCGGCCCGGCCCGGCUAUAAGAGGCGGCGGCGGCGGGGCGGGGGCGAUGGCGAUGGCGGGGCGCCCGGUGCUGCUGCUGCUGCUGGCGGGGACCCCGCGCUCCGCCCGCGCCUGCCCCGGGACCCCCGGCCCGGUGAGCCCCGGCCCGGCCGCGCCGCCGGAGCGGGGGCUGCGCUUUGUGGGGGGAUGCUCGGGGUUGGGGUCGGGGGGUCGCUCUCCGGUUCCAGGACCGCUGUCGGGGAUGGGGGCCGGGGGGGUCUGGGGGGACACCGAGGGACGGGGUCGGGGGUUUGGGGACAGAGCGGGGACGCAGGCGGUGGGGAGGGACACGGGGGGUUUGGGGGUGCCUGAGAGGAGGGUCGGUGGUGUGGGGAUGGGGGUCCCCAUUAAGUGUCCGUGUUCAGCCCAUCCCCAUCCGUCUGUCCGUCCAUGCCAUCCAUCCCUGUCCCUCUGUCUGUCCCCAUCCUGUCCCCGGUGCGGAUCGACGGUGCCGUGUCCCCCCGGCAGGUCGGGCUGGGGGCCGCAGGGGGGACCCCCGGCCCGGCUCGGCCCCCGCAGCUGGGACCCCCCGGCGGCCCCGUUCUGGACGAUGGCGACCCCGCAGCGCUUCGGCCGCCGCCGCUGAGCCCGGCCCGAGCCCCCCGAGCCCCCCGG
Molecule: messenger RNA, 958 nt
Organism: Pyrgilauda ruficollis (rufous-necked snowfinch)
Lineage: Eukaryota; Metazoa; Chordata; Aves; Passeriformes; Passeridae
Product: collagen alpha-1(I) chain-like
Exons: 2
Coding region: 243-929 (228 amino acids)
Source: RefSeq, a predicted model, not a curated record